This is a messenger RNA of Notolabrus celidotus (New Zealand spotty), 3605 nucleotides long. RefSeq names its product leucine rich repeat and Ig domain containing 2b (gene lingo2b). The record is from RefSeq and is a predicted model, not a curated record. Gene Ontology annotation, molecular function: protein binding. NCBI's taxonomy places the organism in Eukaryota, Metazoa, Chordata, Actinopteri, Labriformes, Labridae. The transcript is spliced from 2 exons. Bases 283 to 2151 code for a protein of 622 amino acids.
UCCUGGCAUCUGAUGUUUCUGCGCUGCAAUCGAUAAAAACCCAGCCUGCAGAGACCGAUGAACAGACAGGGGUUUUGCCAGGCCAGCCAGGACCGGGAAGAGAGAACAGGAGUUAGGUGGAAGAUGUGUGAACGAGGAGAUAGAUAAAUAGAUAGAUUAAAAAAACAGUGCUAGAAAGAAGAGGGAAAGAGCCGAGAUAUGGAGAUGGGAGCAGUGCAGCUGUUGAGCCGAGCGGAGGGGGCUUGUUCGUGAUGGUGCUCUGUAUGGACAGUAAGCUGUGCCAUGACAGGGGGCAUCGUGGGUAAAAGAGACAUGCGGCACCCAGCCCGGCACCACUGCCAUCUCUUCCUGGGUGGGGCCUUGCUGCUUCUCCUGGCCAGCCUGGCUCAGAGCUGCCCUGCCCGAUGUGAGUGCUCAGCCCAAACCAAGUCAGUAAGUUGCCACCGCAAGCGCCUGCCUGCCAUCCCUGAAGGAAUCCCCAUCGAGACACGCGUCCUGGACCUUAGCAAGAACAAGCUUCGCAUCAUUACACCAGACAACUUCUCUUCAUUCCUUCAGCUGGAGGACCUGGACCUAAGCGACAACCUCAUCAGUGUGGUCGAGCCUGGAUCAUUUCGGUCUCAGCUCGCUCUGCGCUCGCUCAACUUUCGCAGUAACCUGCUUCAGCUUGUUCCCGCUGGUGUGCUGUCGGGCUUGACCAAUCUCUCCCGCCUUGACCUCAGCCACAACCGACUGGUGGUUCUCUUGGAUCACGCCUUCCAAGACCUGCGCAGGUUGACGUCCCUGGAGGUCGGUGACAAUGAGUUAGUCUUUGUUUCCCAGCGGGCCUUUACUGGAUUACUUGGACUUCAAAGUCUGACCCUGGAACGAUCCAAUCUCACAGUAGUUCCAACUGAUGCUCUGGGACAUCUCCACAGCCUGGUUGAGCUUCACUUACGCUACCUUAGCAUUGGUUUUCUAAAACCUUUCUCCUUCAAGAGGCUAUCACGACUCCGCCGACUAGAGAUUGAUUACUGGCCAUGGCUGGAUGCACUGCCUCCCCUCUCUCUGCAUGGGCUCAACCUUACAACAUUGUUCAUAACGAACACUAACCUGUCUGCCUUCCCCGGAGCAGCACUACACAACCUGCACUACCUCACACAUCUCAACUUGUCCUACUGCCGCAUCAAGCAUAUUCAUCAAGGAGAGCUAGGUCAACUCCCACACCUGGUGGAGCUUCGGCUUCAAGGGGCUCAUCUGAUUGCUAUCGAGCCUUUAGCAUUUGUGGGCCUCAAAUCUUUGCAACUACUGGAUGUGUCAGAGAACCACCUGGACUCCCUGGAGAGGGGAGUGUUUGCCUCACCAGACAACCUCCAGAGGCUGUGUCUGGGUGGAAACCCAUUAGUGUGUGACUGCAGGUUGCUUUGGCUACUCAAUAGCCACAAGCCCCCCUCUCUGCAGAUUUUGGAUGUCCAGCCUGAGUGCAGCGGCCCUGACCACCUCCAAGGAAAACCCCUCCGUGACCUUAAAGAGCCUCUGGUCUCCCGUUAUAUGACCUGCACCAAACCACGGAUUGGACCCAACACGACUCAGCUGCUGAUGACUGAUGAGGGUCAACCUGCCCGCCUGAUCUGCUUGGCAGAGGGAGCACCUCGGCCUUCAGUGGUCUGGAUUACACCUCACAGACGCUACGUCACAACCAAAAGCAGUGGUAGGGUGGAAGUUCAGUCAGAUGGUACCCUAGAGAUCAAGACAGCGGAGCUGCAUGACAGCGGGGUGUAUCUGUGUAUUGCCAGUAACCCUGCUGGUAAUGCAAGCCUGUCAGCCUCUUUAGCUGUGAAGAGUCUGGGCAUUGGGGACAGAUCUCACUAUAGCAACAGGAGCUCGAACUAUCUGACAGACUCUAACAACACAUGGGGGAAUGGGACAGUACUGUACAACAUGACAGUCCCUAUAGACAUUAAAACUAUCAUUAUAUCUACAGCCAUGGGCUGCCUGUCUUUCCUAGGUGUGGUCAUCUUUUGUUUCCUGCUUCUGUUUAUCUGGAGUCGAGGGAAAGGACGCCAUAAGAGCAACUUUGAUAUUGAGUAUGUCCCUCGCAAAUCCAAUGGGGCAGCAGCAGAGGUGUCUGAAUCAAGUGGCCCACGACGGGUCAACAUGAAAAUGAUUUGAAAUGUCAGAGACUGUAACAUAUGAAAGCAAGUCAACAACAAAAUGUCCACAUAUCAGCUGAAAAUGUUUUUUUUCUAUGACUCAGUGGAUUUGUGACAAACGAAAGUUCUGUAUUAAUAUAGUGGGUGUCAAUAUGACAGUGACCUAGUGAUAAAGUGGGCAUGUGAAUAUAAAGUGAUAUAUGAAACCGUGGACGUGUUUAUAUGAAAUAAUGUUCUCAUACAGUACAUUGAAUAUAAAACUAUAACCAACAUAUCAAUAUGGGAGUGAUAUAGUGCUACACUAGGCAUGUGUUUCAGUGGUGAUGUGAUGAGUAAUGAUGUUGUCGACUCACCGUAACAUCAAGGUGAAGGAGGGAGCCGCUGGGAGUGACCCGGGACAUCUCUGCGUGGCAGUAGAGCUAUCAUCGCUGCAACCUGUCAGGACUAAAUUGUCUAAUACCCAUAUUAGCUGCAGUACGAAAGGUGUGUGUUAUGUCCAUGUGUGCGGGCGUGUGUGUGUGUGUGUUUGUGUGCGUGCAUCAGUGUGCGCAUGUUGCAUUUGUGCGUUUCUUUGAGCAUGUGCACGCAUUGCCUUUCUUGUUGGACAGAACAAAUGAAAUGAAUGAAAGGGUCCAAAGCAUUUUUUUCAGGCCUUUGUUCCGUCAUUGUUACAACAGUGAUGUUCCUGUUGUGAAAAAAAGAGGAUUAUCUAUGUUUGUAUUCAAAAUCACAAUUAGUAUAUUCUAGAGAAAUGCUGCAUACAUUUUGAAAUACAUCAUUAUCCCCAUUAGAGUUAUCCCAGCAUUAUAUGGGAUUUAUUUUACUCAAGGGGAUAUUAAUACACAUGCCGUGGUUACAAUGUCAAUUAUGAGCUUUGUCUUUACCAAAGAGCUUACCAUCCUAAAUUUCCGUCAACACUUUCCUGAAAAGCAGUUGUCAGCUGUGUUAUUACUCUGGAAAAGCUGUUAGCUAUAGAAAUGGCAUGUUGAACCUGUUCUAUAACACAAUAAAUCAUGGGUAGAUUUUCCUGCUAGACAAAUCCCCUGAUAUGAUAAAAGAGCCUGUGGCCAGAGGAAUUGGCAAAGAUUUACUGGCCGGUGCUCUCUUUGGGAUGAGACAAAGUUGAGCUUCACAGAUUUAUGGGUUGAAUUUCCCCCUCUCUCAUUUUUCUUCGAUCUUUCACUUCAAAGCUAGUGUGUCCGUAUUCUUCCCUUGAGCACUGGGUAUUUAAUAAAUGGCAAUUUGAAAGAUGUAGUGGAAUCUUGUAUUGUUUAGGUUUUUUUUUUUUUGUUUAAAAUGUUUAAAUGUUUAGAAAAAAUGAAAAACAAUUAAGGGCAACUCUUUGUAAAGCAGGGCGUGGGUUGUAACUUGUGUGAUCCUGUUGUGAUAAAAAUGUUUAAGGUUGUAAAAUUGUUUUCAUAUGACAAAUUUAUGGGUAUAUUUUCAAAAGGAAAUAAAUCAUAGUCAUACCCC